AUGUUGCCUCUCGUGCUGCUGUCCGUCUUCGGCCUGGCUCGGGGUAUGAACUCCGUGCUUGUCGGCGCUGGCUCCGGUUGCCGCGUGGCCAUGUCUGCUGAUGGCACCAAGAUGGUUGCCGGACCCGACAAUGCCCCUCUUUACAUCAGCACGGACUCGGGUGCAACUUGGACGCAGAGGACUGAGCCCGGCAGCAAGCCCUGGAUGGGCGUGGCCAUGUCUGCUGACGGGUCUAAGAUUUCAACUGCUCCGCGUAGUUCGAACUUUUGGAUCAGCGACAACGGCGGCGACAAUUGGACGGAGAUCUCCUCGCGCAGCGCGUGGACAGCUACCGCAAUGUCGGAUGACGGCUCGAAAAUCGUCGUGACAUCGAGUGAUGCCGACAUUUCAACAAGCGCGGACGGUGGCCAGAAUUGGGUUGAGGAAAGCGGCAUCGCCAUGAGGUUCGGAGACGCAGCUUCGACAGCCAACGGCUCCCUCCUUGUGGUGACGGCCCAAUACUCCAGCUCAUAUUCGAAUGGAGGCGUUUACACCAGCACGGAUUCGGGCGCGACCUGGAUGGAGGCCGCGGCCCCAAACUCAGGAAGCCAAAUGGGUGACAUCGCCCUGUCGGCCGAUGGCAUGAUUCAGGUGCAGAGCGGCAUGCCUUACUUGAGCUCCGACAUGGGCGCGACGUGGACCGAGGUCCUACUUGGCAGUCGCGGCCAGUACACGUGUGAUUCGGCAGCCAUGUCUGACGACGGCUCCAAGAUGUUCGUUUGUUGCACCUUGCAGUCGAGCGGCUUCAAGUAUGCAUGGCUCAGUGGCGAUGGUGGGACGCUCUACGAGAAGACGACUUGGGGGACCGACCCUAGCGUCGAGAUCGAGCUGGAUGGCUGUCAGUCUGCAUUGCUGACGGGGGAUGGGUCGAUGGCCGCGUUUUCGGGUGCGAAAUCCGGCCAGGCGUAUGUGGUUACGUUUGAUCCAGUGUAUCCAACCACCACCGUGACCACCACCGCCACCAUCACGGCUACUACCACGGUUACGGCCACUGCCACCACCACGCUUACGGACACAAUGACAGCCACGGACACCUCCACCGAAACGGUUACGGCCACGAUGACGGUGACGGACACCACCACUGGCACCGUCACCACCACUGGCACCGUCACCACCACUGGCACUGUCACCACCGCCGCCGACACGACCGACCCGACCGACGAGACCACGACCACAAUGGCACCCGUCCCCACCGUCGUUGAAGUUUCCGUGGAGCUCACAGUGGACGACCCCACCGUGAUUACCGAGAACGAGACGUUGAAGGAUGCCAUGGUGGACGGGUUUGCUAGUGCAAUGGGAGUGGAUCCGUCGCUGGUGACGGUCGAGUUUGUGGAAGUCAACGCAUCUCGACGGCUUGGCACAAGGCGGCUCUCCACCACGCUCGUGGCCAUCUUCAAGGUGACCCUCCCCAGUGCGCAAGCAGCCGAGGAAACGAAGGCUGCGAUCGAGCAGGUCUCCGUGGCCGACACCAACACGGCCAUCGCCAAGGCGGUCACGGACGUGGGCUACACCGGCACCGUGGAGGUCACCGGCAAGACGGCGACGGUUGUCACCACCACCAGCACAAGCAGCAACUUGAGCGAUUCAGCCAGUGAUGCGACGUCGAAGGUGGUGACUACGGCCUUUUUGGCAGUCAGCCUCUCUGCAUGCUUCUGA
Messenger RNA from Symbiodinium sp. CCMP2592, 1695 nucleotides. The record is from the annotation of a GenBank genome assembly. Lineage: Eukaryota; Dinophyceae; Suessiales; Symbiodiniaceae.